Molecule: messenger RNA, 636 nt
Organism: Capronia epimyces CBS 606.96
Lineage: Eukaryota; Fungi; Ascomycota; Eurotiomycetes; Chaetothyriales; Herpotrichiellaceae
Exons: 2
Coding region: 1-636 (211 amino acids)
Biological process (GO): positive regulation of DNA-templated transcription, elongation; mRNA export from nucleus
Cellular component (GO): THO complex part of transcription export complex
Molecular function (GO): mRNA binding
Source: RefSeq, a predicted model, not a curated record
AUGGCUAUCCAGAAUCUUAUUACCGAUUCCAAUCUUCAGCCUCUAAGGCAUACCUCUGAAGCCACACUUGCGCAGACUCUCUCCAUUCUCUCAUGGCUAGAAGAACAGCCCUCUACUCCUACACCAUCGCUAGACGUGAAACUUGACCUUGCUCAGCAACAAAAGACGCUCAAUGCAUGCCUGUCCAAGGUCCGCGGAUUACAUCGUCAAGCAGCAUUUGGCGCCAGGGCGACGAAACAGGAGACUGCAGAAGCCAGACAAGAAGUGGACAGAUUAUUACUGCAGUUACAGAAUCUGUAUUAUGAGCAGAGACACCUGAAAGGCGAGAUUGGAGCGUGCGAGGGAUAUGAUCAUGCUUACAUGCGUUUGCCCCUUCAACCUCUCGACGAAUACCUCUCAUUGUUCCCGGACCAGGCCAGACUACAGGAGCAGGAAUUGAUGCCACUGCGGAUUGAGCACGAAAAGCAAGAACGUGAAAAAAUGGAACACCAAAGACUACAGUUGGUGAAGAUCAAAGAUGGUCUAGUCAAAGAGAACACCAAAAAGAAAGACGAGCUUAAGAAGAUGGACGAGAAACUUGAAGCUAUGAUCGACGAAUUCAAAUCUCUAGAAGAGGCCUUGGAGAAAGAUCUCUGA